Messenger RNA from Ziziphus jujuba (common jujube), 3259 nucleotides. Its product is annotated as heparanase-like protein 3. Gene Ontology annotation, cellular component: plant-type cell wall; membrane. The coding region runs from base 1000 to 2556 and encodes 518 amino acids. The record is from RefSeq and is a predicted model, not a curated record. Gene Ontology annotation, molecular function: beta-glucuronidase activity. NCBI's taxonomy places the organism in Eukaryota, Viridiplantae, Streptophyta, Magnoliopsida, Rosales, Rhamnaceae. The transcript is spliced from 9 exons.
AAUUUCCGGUUAUGCAUAUAUAUAUAUAUAUAUUAUAUACACUUACAGGGUGCGGUAUAUAUAUAUAUAUAUAUAUACUUAUGACUGACAUGUCAUUGGAUACUGAUUAAUUAAUUAGUUGAUACUGGGUUGACCUCAACCUAAUGUCACCCUCCCUUAGUUGUAGCUCUACCACAUGAGAACUGAUUAUUAUGCAUAUAUAUUUGUACAUAUAUAAACAAAUAAUAUCCUUUUUCUUUUGAAUUUUGUGACAAAGUUCCUUUAAGGCCAAUUAUUGUUAUUACAUUUUGGACUUCCACUAAUGAUUUCCAUAACCUACCUACCUUAGAAUUUUAAAACACUCGAAACCUGCCCUGAUUUUCCUCACAAGUUGAGGCUCAAAAAGUUUAUUUGUGAUGGGAAUAAAUAAUUUCACUUUCUUGUUCACAUAUAUCCGUUCAUUGACUUGAGAAAAUUAAGAUAUAACAAAUGAAUGGCCCCGCUUCAUUUUUUUAUUUUUUUAUUUUUAAAUUUUUUUUUUGUUUUGGUGAAUAUGAAUGACCCUACUUUGCUUGUGUUGAUUGAAGCUGCGGACACAAAAUGAUGCCACUAAGAAUUUGUCCAUUGUUGAUAUUGAAGAGAACCAGAUUAUCACUGCUUUAUUAUUAUUGAGUCUCUGUUGAAGUUCUUCUUGUUGUAAUUUGAUAAUAUAUAUAUAUAUAUAUAUGUAGAGAGAGAGAGCCUAAUUAACAUAAUCAGUGUUCAGCAGUAGCUUCCUGGAAAGUAUAUAAAUUUAUCUCGAGCUCUUAAACAUUCUCCUAAGAUAUUGUAUUGUAUGCAUUGAUAUAUAUAUAUGUAUAUAUAUAUGUACGUAUUAUGUAUAUAUGUAUACAAUACUUCUUGAACCAGUACAAAAGAUAUCGUGAGUAGUAAUACCAAACCUGCAAUUGCACGGAAUUGUCACUCUAACACAGAUAGAAAGAAACAAGAAGAGACGGCAGAAGAUAGACCUUGUAUGAGAUGCGUUCUUUGGUAAUUAUCUUUCUCUUCUACUUGUUGAUCUACUGGAUAAUUCGCCGAUCAACCUCCGACGCUUCACAGACCAUCAAUGGCACUGUUUUUAUCAAUGGAACAGUUCCAAUAGGAAGAAUUGACGAUGAUUUUGUGUGUGCUACUCUUGACUGGUGGCCACCGGAAAAGUGUGACUAUGGAACUUGUAGCUGGGGCAGAACUUCUCUUCUUAAUAUUGACCUUAACAAUCCUAUACUUUUAAAUGCAAUCAAAGCAUUUUCACCCCUGAAAAUCAGACUAGGAGGCACCUUACAAGACAGAGUCAUAUACGAGAGAAAUAAUCAGCAACCAUGUAAUCCAUUUGUCAAAAAUGAAUCAGAUUUUUUGGGUUUCUCUCAAGGUUGCUUGCCAAUGUCCCGGUGGGACGAACUAAACAUUUUCUUCAAAAGAACAGGGGCUGUUGUAUUUUUCGGUUUAAAUGCACUAAGCGGCAGGACGAUAGAUUCCCAAGGUUCUGCUAUAGGAGCAUGGGAUUCCAGUAAUGCAGAAUCUUUGAUACAAUAUACAGUCAACAAGGGAUACACUAUUCAUGGUUGGGAGCUGGGAAAUGAACUGAGUGGGAGAGGAAUUGGAGAAAGAGUUGCAGCAUUCCAAUACGCAUCUGACAUUAACACACUCCAACACAUUGUACAAAAGAUUUAUGCAGGUUCCGAAGUUAAGCCACUAGUCCUUGCCCCUGGAGGGUUCUUUGAUGCUAACUGGUUUGCAGAGUUCAUUGACAAAACAACUAAAUCUCUUCAAGUAGUCACCCACCACAUUUAUAACCUUGGUCCAGGCAAUGAUGAACAUCUUAUUGACAAGAUCCUAGAUCCAUCUUAUCUUGGCGGAGAGUCCAGUAGCUUCAGCAGCUUGCAAAGUAUUCUUAAAAAAUCAGGGACUUCAGCAGUGGCAUGGGUUGGUGAAGCAGGAGGAGCAUACAACAGUGGCCACAAUCUUGUCACUAAUGCUUUCGUGUUUAGUUUUUGGUAUCUAGACCAGCUUGGUAUGGCAGCUUCUUAUGAUACCAAAACAUAUUGCAGACAAACAUUGAUUGGUGGAAAUUAUGGACUUCUCAAUUCCCACAACUUUCUCCCAAAUCCAGAUUAUUACAGUGCUCUUCUUUGGCAUCGUUUAAUGGGAAACAAUGUCCUCUCAACAAGCUUUUCUGGGACAGAGAAAAUGCGUGCUUACGCUCAUUGUUCUAAGAAAAAUACUCUCGGAAUCACAUUGCUUCUCAUUAACCUGGAUGAUCAAACUAGAGUUGAGGUCAGUGUUUCAACUGACAAUCAAAAUGGUACAAGCUCAAGCCAAGAUCGUAAGGAAGAAUACCACCUAAUGGCUAAAGAUGGGGAUUUGCAGAGCCCAGUUUUGGUUCUAAAUGGGAAAACACUAAUAGUGGAUUCAUCUGGAGCUAUCCCACCUUUGGAACCAGUAUAUACAAAUAUGUCAGAUUCAAUAUCUGUUGCUCCUUUCUCUAUUGUUUACGUUCACAUCCCGAACAUCGAUGUGUCUGCCUGUACAAUUUAGUUCUUGGUGAAUAUUAACAAAAACUUCCAUGUCUCAGACGUAAUUAAAGGUAAAAAAGUGUCAACCUUUUUUUUUUUUUUUUUGGCCCCCCAUAGCAAGAAAUAGAAUUUUAGGUUUAAUUUUAAUAGCCCCAUCUGUAUAAACUUGUAUACUUCGUCAACCAAAUAGAAAGAUAAAAAUAUCACACAGCUGUUGUUUCGUGAAAAUGCUUAUUUCUACUUUUAGCUAGCUUUUGACACCAGCACUCUUGGACUAAAAAUUUUGAAAAUAAAUUAAGAAACCUUUAAUUUUUUUUUUUUUUUGGUGCCAAUAGAGUAAAAUUUUGAAAUGUCUUCAAAACCUUCCUUGAGUUCCAUAAUUUUGUUUUUGCCCUAAUUGCACUCGAAUAAAAUAUUCCUUUCAAAGUAAAAUCUGUAAAAAAAUCAUAUUGGAUUAUUUUAAAUGCAAUGAAUCCUUACGUUAGAAUGUUUGAUGUCGUCUUUAAUAAACAAGCCAUCAAAAUGGGAUGUUAAGAAGAAAUGUAAAACAGACACACACUCACUUCCCAAGAUGAAGUUGGACUGCCAUUGCCAGAUCCCACAGAUAGGCAUUGCUAAACAAUGAGCUAAAUAGGAAUAAUUAAAGCUUUAAAAUUAAGAAGCUAUAAAAUCUUCAAGAACAAGAGUAUUGCAAAGAUUUCUACCCUAUAUGUGCGGAUAGACAA